Messenger RNA from [Candida] anglica, 837 nucleotides. Lineage: Eukaryota; Fungi; Ascomycota; Pichiomycetes; Serinales; Debaryomycetaceae. The record is from the annotation of a GenBank genome assembly.
AUGCAAGACCCGUUCGACCAGAAGAAGGAGUCUAUUCUCCGCGAAAUAGGUGCCACCAAUGAGGUGACGCCGGACGCAUCCCCCAAGGGGACUAUCGACGUGAAAUGCUUGCCAAUCAUCAACACCAUCAACGCCAACCACGACAUGGUGACCACGUCGUCGUGCUCCGGACGUGUGUCUGUAUUCCUCGAGGGGAUCAAGAAACAAGAGGGCCAGAUCGGGGCCAAGGGUCAUGAGGGGAGAUGGUUAUUUGUGACCCAUGACGCUGAAGAACUCCCACAAUGGUGGGAGGCCGUGGACUUUGUGUACGGUGAAGCUGCUGGUUCAACCAGCAGCACCCCUGCCAACACCACGAGAUUCAUUUUGUACAAGUUUGAACCACUCAUCUUGCACGUCAAGUGCCGCACGUUGGAGAUGGCAAACCGGUUGUAUGCCGCGGCCAUGGGGUGUGGGUUCAGAGAGUCUGGGAUCGGUACCAACAACAUUGUGGCCAUCCGGAUCUCGAUCCGGUUGGACGUCCCGAUCGGGUACAUGUCUACCGACGACCAGAUGGUUUCCUUUGUCAACAAGCAAUACCUCGAGAUGGUGACGAAGUUGUCCUUGGACCGGUUUGAGGAGAAUGACAAGAAGUUGGUAGCCUUGGAGCAAUGCAUCCGUGCGUUGGACGUGGCUGUGGCCACACCUGUAGAGGAGACAAAGGAGGAACGUAGAGAACGGAAAAUGAGAGAAGGGAUGGCCAGACGUGAGGGGGUCAGGGCCGAGAAGGAGAAGAAGAAGGCCGAAAAGGCCGCCGAACAGGCCGCGAAGCAGGCUGAAGAGACUCCUGAAAAGCUGUAG